CGCGGGCCGGGCCCGAGCGCUGGGCCGGCCGGGCUCUCAGGAUGCUCGGGCAGCACCGCGGGCGCUCAGGAUGCUCGGGCAGCACCACAGGCGCGAUGGAGCCGCCUGAAGGCUGGGACCCCUACGGGCGGCCGGCCCGGCGCACGCAGUGGCUGGUCAGCGCCCUCGCCUACCACUACGGGCUGGACCGAGGCGUGGAGAACGAGAUCGUCGUGCUGGCCACCGGUCUGGACCAGUACCUGCAGGAGAUCUUCCACCACCUGGACUGCGCCGGGGCGGGCCGCAUCCCCGGCGAGGACUUCCGCACGCUGUGCCAGGUGCUGGGUCUGGAGGAGGCGGCGGAGCCCGAGGAGUGCGCGGGGCUAUGGGACGGGCUCUCGGCCGAGCUCACCUUCCGCCAGUUCCACGCGCGGCUCUGCGGCCACUUCAGCACCCGCGCGGGGCCGCGGCUGCCGCUGGGCCGGGAGAGCGAGCACAUCGAGACCCAGAUCCGCCUGCGCAGCCCCCGCCGCCGCCGCCGCCGCCGCGCCGAGCCCGGAGCCGCGGGCAGCGCCGAGCGGCCGCCGCCCGGGCCCUGCUCCCGAGAGUGCUACGAGGAGAUCGUGGCGCUGGAGCAGGCCGAGGACCGCAUCGCCAAGCUGGAGGAGGAGAACGGCAGCCUGCGGGAGCUGGUGGAGGACAUGCGGGCAGCCCUGCAGAGCAGCGAUGCGCGGUGCCUGGCGCUGCAGGUGGGACUGCGGAAGAGCCACACCAGCCAUAAAGAAGAAGGAUCCUGCUUCAUAGGGAGUAAGAGACCAUUAACACAGAACCACUCCCAGACUGAGUGCCUCCAAAGUGUCCUGAAGGAAAUGGAGCUCAUCCGGAGCUCCAGGGAUGGGCAGAUUGAAGAAGCCAUCAGGUUCAACCAGGAGCUGGAGAAGGAGCUGAAGAGCUCUCAGGAAGCUCUGGUCAGCCUGGAAGAUUGCAACCGUAACCUGAAGAGAGAGCAGGCAGAGAUGAGGAGGAAGGUGGAAGAAGCCAGACACGCUGUCCUGAACAGCCUUGGCAAAGUGAAGGAGCUGGAAGUGAGAGCUAAUGAGGUGCCACAUCUGCAGAUACACAUUCAGCAGCUGGAAUCACAACUGCAGCACUACAGGUGGGCAGCAGAGCGAUGGCAGCGUGGCCAGCAGCACAGCCCCGAGCAGAGGGAUCGCCGCUCCCCGGCCGGCACCGCCGAGCACGAGGAUCAGCUCUUCCGCUCCGUGGAGGGCCGGGCUGCCUCGGACGAGGAGGAGGAGAAGUGGGCAGGAGAGCUGGAUCCCCAGCUGGAGCACGGGAAGAAGAUCCUGGCCAAACUCCCUUGCUGUGGCAGUGGAUGUGAUGAAAAGAUGUGGAGAAAUCCGCUGUCCCACCUGGAGAGCACUGACAGGAAGGACCCUGUGGAGCUCCCAGGGAGAAUCUCCCCCCUCACAGAGCAGCCAGAACUCAAGGGCCACCAAGAGAAAAAACUGGAAACAAACAUGGAAGAGAUGAAAGGCCCCUUGCUCGGGGAGCUGCAGCAGAAGGUGGAGGAGGCAGAAGGGCUAAAGAUGGAGCUGCAGAUGUUGGAGACAGAGAGGGUUCGGCUGUCCCUGGUGGAAGAGAAGCUCAUGGAUGUUCUGCAGCUUCUGCAACAACUCCGAGACCUGAACAUAUCUAAACGAGCCUUGGGGAAAAUCCUGCUGAGCACUUUGGAAUCCUGCCGUGACCCCCAACCUGGCAAAGCCCAGCUGUUGGAAGUGCUGAACACCCUCCAGCAGGAGCUGGCCACCUGUGAACUGUUGCACAAGCAGCCCAUGGAGCAGGCACAAAGCCCACGGGCCCUGUCCAACCCCCUGGUCAUCUCCUGCUGAGCCCAGCCAGCCCCAGGACAGCUGGAAGGAGGAAUGAAGGACAUUUGUCCAGCCCAGCCAGGCCUGGACUGGCCAGGAGCGAAGAGUGACCCCAGGGAAGAGCAGCAGCCCUGGGCUGAGCACAGCUCUGCCUUGGCUGGACUGCAAACCCCAGCCCUGGGCUGCCCUGGGGUGCCCUGGGGUGCCCUGGGACUGGGCUGGCACCAAACUGUGCCCAGCACCCUCACCUGACCCACAGCCAUUUACAGCCCUGGGGAUGCAGGGGCUGGCCACAGUCUGCAGCCUCUGUGGAAGCCCCACUCCAAAGCCAAGUGUUACCCCUGGAUUUGUUAUCCCUUACCCUACAAGUGACAAACUGAAUGAUAAACACACCCAGGAGUGUGUGCCAGCAGAGGACGUUGUAAGGGCUCUGUGUUUCUCACUCAAUUAUUCACCUUAUUUAACUCUGAAGCUAGAUUUUUUAUUGCUCUGCUGAAUUUUAUAUUGGCAAUUAUAGAGGUGCCUUAGGAAUAUGCAGCAGCCUUUCCUGUCAACAAAAUCAGGCAGAUUUUACAUAAAAAGUUAAAUUUAAAUGCUUGAAGAAGAUCCAAAGCACUCUUGUUCCCAAGGUCUCAGGGAAAGGAAGGGCUAAAAAAUUCACUUUGCUGUCGUUCUGUGUUAGCAAACAACCCAUGCAGUGCACAAGAGAGUUCUCAAGUUUAAUUUCCCUCAAUGCAGCUGCACAGACACAAAAUUAGCCCCCACAUUCAGGCCAAUUAAUGUAAAAGAGCUGGGCCUAAUCAUGGUGCCAUGGAAUGUUUUAAUCUGCAAUAAAAUAAUUCCUGGGGCAACAGUUAAAAAAAAAAAAAGAAAAUAGGUUUCUUUCAAGGUGUUUUUGCUGUGUCAUUCACCUGCCAAACAGGCAGAAUUCCUAAAAGAGCCAGCUGAAUUUAUGUUAUUGAAAAGAAGCACUGUGGAUCUUUUAAGAAUGUGAAAUUAUCUGCCUGAGAUAAUGCCAGCGAUGAAGUAAGAUCAUUCCACUGUACAUGUAUGAUUUUUUCCCAGAAAAUGGUUUUCAUACAGGAAUAAGGUCCACAAGACAAGAUGGGGAAUAAGAUUUCCAUUCCUUUCCAUUCAGAACACACUGUGCAGCUCACACACACCUCCAUUAAAAAUUGUGGCACAUUUGAGCCACACUGGGAACAAGAAUUUGUAUUAUUUUCAUUUUAUUUCAUUUUAAAGGAGAAAAAAAAAAGGGAUUAUGCAAACAGGGAAACAAACUCUACUCAAUGGUGAUUUACCUCAUUGGGGUUCUUUUUGUAUUUUGGGGGGUUUUUUUUGUGGUUUAGCAGAGGAAGAUUUUAAGAAUAGAUAUAUAUUGUUAAUGAACAUUUUUCUUAUAGAUACAUUAGACAGGACAUAUAUACAUAGAAUAAUAUUCACCCUCUAAGAAAGAAAACUGUCUUUUAAUGCUAAAUAUAUUACUAACAAAAUACCAGAGCAUAAUAUACUAUGAGUAGAACUGAUGGGAUUUUGGUGUGUUUUUCCCACAAGCCAGACAUUUGUAGCAAAAGCUCUGUUCAGCUGCAGCAGUGGUGGGACUGGAGGCAGCACAGAGGUAACUGGCCCUGUAUUCUGCAAAAGGGAUCUCCCUGCUCCAAGUUUGGUUUUAUUCAUAGAAAUUAAUCAGAAAUGCCACAGAGUUUGAAGGAGAAGAAAAGGAAAAAUAAUUGCAUUCACUAGGAAACAAAUUGGAACAUCCAAAAUAAUGGAGAUGAUGAGUAAAGGCAAAAAGCAAAUCAUGGAAGCAAGAGCUCAGGCAAAGCACUCUGAUCUCAGAAACAUGCUUAGAUCACAAUGAAAGGUCCUUAAAACAGCAUAAAGUGCCACUGAAGGGAGGCAGUGAGCAAUACCUAACAGGAGGGGGAAUCCCAGGGAUUUCUCUUUCCUCAUCCUUUUAGCUGAAGACACCUCGUAUUUCAGAGCAGUUCACAGGAUGACUCCUCAUUAAAAAUAUGUAAAGCAAAGCUGCCAGAUUUUCUCUAGUUAUAAACCCUGAGCAGUGCCCUUCAGCUGGAGCAGCUGAAGGUGCAGAAAUGGCCAAGGCAGGAGGCAAACACUGAGUGAUUUCAGAGCUGCUGAUAAGAGAGGAUGGGGAGCUCUCCUUCUCUCAUUGCAGGCUCUGGUUUCCCUGUCAGAGACAGAGAUCCUAUGGCUGUGCUGUGCCUGCAUUUAUGAAAUCUGAUGAGGAAAUAAACUCUAAAUAACCUCCAACCAGCUCCACCAAAUGCAGGAAGUUUCACUGAAUGCAGUCAUCAACACUGGGCUAGAGACACCAAAUGAGGGCAAAGAGAUAAUAAGAAAAUGCAGGAAGAGGCUUGCAGCAUCUUCUAAUGAAUGUACAGUUCUCCUCAGAGGAACUGCUGCUUAUUUAUACCCUGCUGUAAGUGACCAUGUGAUUAAUUCAGCUAGCAACUUGAUCAAACUGACUUUCCAAAUUGUUGGUAUAUCAGCAUUCAGUGAUAGGAAAUAAUAGGAUUAGCACAGCAGCAUUUUCAGCUCUUGAGAUUUUAUCACAGGUCACACUAUAUAAAGGAAUUAUUUAAGAACCCAAGGCGCUUGAUCAGCUUUCAUUAGCAAUCUGCAGCCUUAAGGACCAGGAUAGCUCAAAAUACUAAGCCUAUUAAAAAAAAAAAAAAAAAUAAUAUCCUACAUUGCUUUGAAAUGCAAAUAUCAGGGUUUGAGGAUGCAAUGCAAGAAGUGGAAACUAGGGCUGGCAAUAAUGUUAUCUCACAUCCUGCAGCAAACACUGUGUGGUUGCAGAGUUGGAGAAUGCUCAGGACUGACCUCCCAACCCCAGGGCAGCUCUGCCCUCUGACAUCUCCUCCUGAGUGAAACAUUCCUGACAAUCCAGCUGCUGGCAGCAGGAACUCAGCAGAACAGGACCAGACCUGUCUGCAGGGACUUUUUGGGGCUCUUCAUGGGUGAUCAGGAGUCUGGGCAAACUCUCCUGCAGUUCAGUGUGCAAACAGCUGGGCACAUCUGCAAGGGUGGGUCCCACAAUCGGUGUGUAAACUCAGCAUUAGUGGGGCAGGAGCAAUGGCACUGGAGCUGCUCUCACUGGAGAAAAUUAAUUCAUCACUGCACUGAUACCCAGAGUCAACUGGUUUAUUUCAAAACCAGUGGAGUCAUAGCUUUGUAAAGGACAGUAUAAAAAUAACCAUUGUAUCAAUUAUGGACAGUGAGUGAAAUUCUGCAAUGAGUUCCCACAGUAAACUCAUCACCUGGGCUUUCCCAAUGUAGUCUUUGACAUCAGACACUAAUUAAUAUCUAACUCAUCUCUCCAAGAAUAGCUGCUCAGUGUGGCCAUAAAGUUCAGUGUCCUGCCUUCUACAUUUCCAACUCUUCAAGCAGAAAAUCAGCUAAUGAUUUUAGCUGAUCUUGUUUGUCACCACUCCCUUAAGCAAGGAGCACUCCACAACACUCUGAGUGCUGAACAAUCUCACACCUUUCACAACCCUACUACAGCUGUUCUGCAAUAAACUGGUAAAGAUUAAUGCUUAAACACCUUUAGCAGGCUUGCCUGAAGAAUUAGCAGAGCACUGGAACAAGGUCAUUCAUGGAUAGCUCUUUGUCACACUGGGAAUUCAACAAACAGCCCGAACAGCUGGAACAGAGCAGUGAAAUUAUCUGGAAAUGAGGAUACCACAUGCCACCAUUUAUAUCAGGAGAGGAGGGGCUGGUUUGGACUACCUUUAGCCUGGUCCAAGCACUGAACCUCCAUUAGCACAAAUCCCAGGUAUUUCCAGAGUGAAUACUGCAAUUUAAUUUAAUAUAAAAGGCACGCACGGAAAAUAGAGAGCAGGAGAUUUGCUCUGACAGCUCAAUCCCAAUCCUAAUUAAAACAUUCCCAUAAAUGUGGUGUUGUGUUGUGCCUGCCUGCAGCACUGGAUUGUAUUUUCAAUGACAGUGACUGUGCUUAAAGAGCUAGAAAAAGACCUGCUUUUCAUUAGAGCAAAGCAAGCAAGGCAGAGAUGGGCACAGAGCCUCCAGUUUGCCCAGCCCAGAGCUGUCUAAAUCCAAAUUGAUCAUGAAUAUUUUCAUGAAUCCUCUGAGUUCCAUAAAACACAAACAUGUGAGUUAAGGCCUCUGAUUUAGACAGAUCCCUUAAUACACACAUUUUGUACCUCGGAUUUAUUUGUAUCUUGGAGACAACAGAAAAUAAUUUCCUAAAAAUAAAUCAGUAUUUUGUUCUUUCAGGUAAUUCUUUUGAAUUGAGAAAUUACAGCUCAAGAGCCGAUUCGGGGGAUGCUCAACACUGGAGAAUAAAAUAACUUGGAUGACACCUAGUGGGAAAAUAAGCAAUCACUGGGUGAAAUUCUGAAUGGGGGAAACGGCAAAGAGAGAGGUUCUUUGUGAGAACAGGUGGGAGGAGAGAGGAUUUCCUGAUAAAAUGGAAGAAGUACAAUUUAGGAGAAGAAUUUCCUAAAUGACAAGACUUUAUCUGCCUGCAGAAUAAUCUGAAGAAAUGGGAUUUUUUAGUUGGAAGAGGCAAAACCCCAUUAGGCAGAAUCACGAUAAAUGUGCAGCAGGAAAAAAUAUGGACAGGAGGAAACUCUGAGUCCUCCUAUAUGGAAAUACUCAGAAGGCUUUGACAGCAAAUUCUGCAGAGUGAAGUAGGUAAGAGGAAUAUUUUGGCCUUCAGGCAACUAUAGCUCCUGAUUUGAGAGAAGCCACAGUUUUUCUUUAAUUCAUUUUUGCUAACAAUAUUCCUUGAUGUGAGAAUGAAUUUUGUGAAUUUUUUAUCCUC
Parus major (Great Tit) is the source of this 6660-nucleotide messenger RNA. RefSeq names its product EF-hand and coiled-coil domain containing 1 (gene EFCC1). The transcript has 8 exons. Bases 42 to 1871 code for a protein of 609 amino acids. The record is from RefSeq and is a predicted model, not a curated record. Gene Ontology annotation, molecular function: calcium ion binding. NCBI's taxonomy places the organism in Eukaryota, Metazoa, Chordata, Aves, Passeriformes, Paridae.